AUGAUAACAGUCAUCACAGAAGAGGUACUUGAAGCUGCCCGAGAGAUGAAUAGGCGCGAUAUUCUUAGGGCAGAGCAUAAACACAACAUUGAAAACGACAGCGCAGAACCGUUUGAUGUCGAUGAUGAUGAGAUAUGGGCAAAGUACAAAAGCAUCCAAGGUUUGAAAGGUGCAGAGGGCCAACCCCUUAAAGUAGGAGGCUCCCAUUAUUCGUAUGGACCUUAUCCUCGCAACCGUCGCAUCCUAGCAGACGUCGCGCUUGCCGCCGGCUGGUCGGUCGAAAAAGCUAGGAUUCUAGAGCGCCGCUGCGUCAAUCGGAAUGCGAAACACAUGAGCAGCCCGCCGAACGUCAUGGUCGAUCUCUCGGACCCGAACCAACCGAAGAUGAAAAACGGCAGGCCUCUCACUUUCCAGAACGUAUCCUGGUCCUUUCUCCGCAACUACAUAGAGCUGGAGAUGAAGGAGAUGGAUCCGACGAAGCUCAGCAUCGUCAAAGCCGCUGUGCUAGACCUAUACGAGACCAACUCCAAAACGGGCAAGAAAAACAUCCCAGUGUACCCACCAGGCACGAAGCGUAGGAGCGACGACACCAUACCAGUUUCCGACGACGACAUAAAACGCGCGCAAGAAGAACUCGAUAAACGGGAGCGCUACAUCAAAGCGUCGCGCAUGCAGUUUCUCGAUAGGAAAUCGUACGUGCCGCCGGACAAAGUCAAGGCGAGGAUCAAGGCCUUCCUCCAAUCAAGCAACAUGUCCGAAGAGGAGUUCCAGAAAGCGAUCGAUGUGACGGAAUCCGAGUUCGAGAUGUUCAUGAAAGAGAAAAAAAAGCAGCCGCUACUGGAAAGUAAGGUCUUCCAUAAUGCGCCUCCGUUCAUCAGCGAGCAAAAGGGAGAACAGCCAGCACGAAAAAGGAAGAGAAGUAUUGAAAUUUUAGACGACGCCUAG
This is a messenger RNA of Annulohypoxylon maeteangense, 945 nucleotides long. RefSeq lists its product as uncharacterized. The coding region runs from base 1 to 945 and encodes 314 amino acids. NCBI's taxonomy places the organism in Eukaryota, Fungi, Ascomycota, Sordariomycetes, Xylariales, Hypoxylaceae. The record is from RefSeq and is a predicted model, not a curated record. The transcript has a single exon.